UAGACAUAAACUCUCUUCUCUAAAUAACUUUGGAGGUACAUUGAACAGCCUUUUGUUUUUUUACUCACAUCUGAAUUGAAUGUGUGUUUAUAAAUCAUUUAAUCCACCAUUGUUUUGUCCUGCUUUAACUUUAUCCAACACUUUAUUGACAUAUUCUGAUGUCUUGCCUGCAAUUUUUAUCUCUGUAGCUGUGUUUACUAUGUUAGUGAUGUGUGCAUUCCAAUCAACAUUAUUUUGUGAAUUAGUCACUCGGCUGCUCACAAUUUGUUUCAUUUGUGCAAUUCCAUUCAUAAGGCGCCUGUGUUCCUGCUCCAAGCCAUGUAAUUUUAAUUUAUUUGCUUCAUGUUGGGCCUUUUUCUUCAAUCUGCAGGCCCGUGAAGCUAGUUUAUUUUUCUCUUUUCUAGUUUUGGGUCUAAUAUUGAAUGGAAGUUCACUUACAGGGAUCAUAUCAUUUAUUAUUUUACCUAAACCAUCUAAUUCUUUUCCAAUCAAAUACAAUUUUCUUGGAUUUGGUGUCAAAUCAUUUCCAUCUCCUUUCCUGGCUUUACCACUGUGUUUUAUGCCUCUAACACUGCAACUAGGGCUAAAUACUGGAUCAGUCACAGUGUUUAAAACAUGUGGGUCUUCUGAUUUAUUUUUUAAGAUAAGCCUCUGUCCCUUUGGUCCUUUAGCCUGUACAUUGUAUUGCCAAAAGAAUCUCUCUUUCUUUGAGCUGCUACGAGAUUGUUUGCCUUCUGUUUCGUCAUUUGACUCAUCAGAUGAGAGGUCCUCAUAUCUGUCACUGUCUUCAUCAGUUUCAACAUCGCGGUCCUCUUCAUCUUGUGAAAAGUCGACAGUGCCAGGACUGAGAAGCCCUCCAGACAGAGAUGAUGCUGAUCCUGCUUCAGCUAAGGAGCUGGUAGACAAAAGGUGUUUUCUUGGUUCACGACGCUGCCAAAUCUGUUCCAUGGUGAGGUGGGUAGGCGCUGAAGAAGAAAGUUGAGGUUGUUGAGGUUUUGCACUGGUUGGGAAUGGUGGCAGUACAGUUGAUGCCGGAACUGACUGUCCUAGAGCUAUUUCACCACUGUAGCCAUCCAUUCGAAGCAGCAGCUCUGGCAUUUGAUUCAUAGGCUGAGCAAAGCUAGAUGAUGCUGAGCUGUGCUGGCUUGCUGGCGAAAAUGCCAAUUGUGCACGACUGUAUGGACUACAGGGACUAUCUGAUUGCAAAAUAUUAUGUGUUUGCAUAGUGUUUGGCGCACGACGUGAACCACUCAUUGCUCCUCCAAUUUGCACACAAUAACCACUCUCUUCAGGCAAAAGGAGAUCAUCAAAAUUUAAAUCAUCCAACAAAUUAUCUGGAUUAGCAUUUAGCUCAGCAAGUGUAGGCCCAAGGAUCAAAUCAGCUUUAUCAACUUGGAAUAUGUCAUCAUCAUCCAUUUUGAAACUUUCAGCUUUUGAUGUACUGUCUGUUUCAAAUACAAGUUUGUUGUAUGCCAAAUUUGGCAUAUUGUAAGAACCAACCAAGUUAUCUUGCAAACACAGGUCUAGAUCAGUGUUAAAGUCCCCGGGAUCAACACGGCGCUGUGGGAUAGGCACGGAAGCAGACAUAGUGCCCGAUUCUAUCGGAGACUCUUGUUUUAUCUCUAGACCUGGCUCAAGAAGAAAGUCAUGUGUGUAAAUAGAAUCCGACAUCGCACGUGUUUGUGUCCAGUGACCUUGACGUAUAAUAGUCUUGUUGAUAGAGAUUGGCGCACGCGUCUUACGUCUCUAUCGAUUUAUUCACAGUGAAACCCACGUGUUUUGCUUAUUUCCCGAACCUUAUUUCUUAUUAGAACCUACUAAAAGUUUCGAAACAAUCAUAAACGGAUAUUUUUAUCAUAAAUACAUUGAAAUAUCUCAUCCUUUGGUUACAUAACUGUAACAAAACACAUCCCUCAAAACAAAAUUUGUAAGCACUUGUUAUUCACAAUGACUUUCGAUAUCGAAAUUAGACAAACAAUAGAUUCUAUCCAAUAGAAUGCUACACGAUUACUAGAGUCAAAUCCACUUCAUAUCUUUGUUACACAAACUUUCAACCACGAUAUUUGUAAG
Messenger RNA from Spodoptera exigua (beet armyworm), 2070 nucleotides. The record is from the annotation of a GenBank genome assembly. Lineage: Eukaryota; Metazoa; Arthropoda; Insecta; Lepidoptera; Noctuidae.